GAACAACAACAAAGAAAAAAAGCCCUUCAUGAGAAAAGAAUGAUGUCUUUCAACAAAGGAAAAGAAAUAAUUGAAGGGUCUUCGAGAUCGGUUACAGCCGUGGUGGGGGUUGAAAACCCGCCGCGGUUGAGCCGAUACGAGUCACAGAAACGGAGGGAUUGGAUCACAUUCGGGCAAUACUUGCGGAACCGAAGGCCACCGGUGGCGAUUUCUCAGUGUAACGCUAACCAUGUGCUCGAUUUCCUCGGUUAUCUCGAUCAGUUCGGUAAGACUAAGGUACACUUACAAGGUUGUAUGUUCUUCGGCCAACCUGAACCACCGGGACCUUGUGCUUGUUCCCUUAGGCAAGCAUGGGGUAGUCUCGACGCGCUUAUUGGCCGAUUACGUGCCGCUUACGAAGAAAACGGUGGGUCGCCGGAGACGAAUCCGUUCGCUAACGGCGCCAUAAGGAUUUACCUUCGUGAAGUGAGGGAUUCACAAGCUAAAGCAAGGGGUAUCCCUUAUAAGAAGAAGAAAAAAAAGAAGAACCCCUUGAAGGGUAAUGAAGAUAACUCGAGCUUCCCUACACAGCAAACUUGAAACUGGCCCCAAAUAAAAUUCCAAGAGUUGCAACUACAUAUCAGUACGUCCAAGCUCCCAUCUUUACUCAGAAAUUGCUACCAUUUCCUCCUUGGAUCAACAUAAAUAUUGGGUCUUUAUUCUGUGUUUUAAAAUGAGAAGCAAUGCUGGAAAUGGGACUAUAUAUAUAUGUAUAGAUGGAACCGGGAUUGAAGAGGUAAGUUGCUUUUGUCUUUUGUUAUAUUUCCUUUUCCAUGUCAGUUAAUUACAAGUACAAUGUUGUCCCAUGAACUAGUACAUGUUAUAGUGUUGCAAAUUAAUCACUAUUAUAGUAUAU
This is a messenger RNA of Gossypium raimondii (Peruvian cotton), 895 nucleotides long. RefSeq names its product protein LIGHT-DEPENDENT SHORT HYPOCOTYLS 10. Gene Ontology annotation, biological process: mRNA transcription; response to light stimulus. The coding region runs from base 40 to 579 and encodes 179 amino acids. Gene Ontology annotation, cellular component: nucleus. The record is from RefSeq and is a predicted model, not a curated record. The transcript is spliced from 2 exons. Lineage: Eukaryota; Viridiplantae; Streptophyta; Magnoliopsida; Malvales; Malvaceae.